AUGCCUUCAUUCACCCCCAACGAGCGCGAGCGCAGGAUUCUGCAGCUGUCUCAGCAAUGGGGCAUCGUCCUCCCGCCCGUUCCUCCUCCGCUAUCACGGCCCAUGCAACCGCCCUCGUUUCGCACGCCUGCCGACGACGAGGUGGCCGAAGCUCUUGUCCAGCAGCGGGCGGCGGAAUCAGCAAAGGCGCGUCCCAAGAGCGGCCUCAGAGGGGCCUUUUCUUCAAACAGCCUCAAGAAGGGCAAGGCUGUCGAUGUCAAGGAUGUCCUCGACGUCCUGGGGCAGUGGAUCGACAACACCGGCUCGCCGGGCGUCGCCGAGGCUCUCAUCCUCAAGCUGACGGCGGCCGGCGUGGAUCUGGCGGGCUCGCAGCAGCACAAGAGCGGCAUCCUCAGCAGGAGGAAGAGCCUGGACAGCUUCGAGGGCCGCACCCAGCUGCUGAGGUCUGCCGUGGAAAGAAACAUGUCGGACAUGGUCCGCGUCCUGCUUCCCCACGCCGACUCCCUUGCGCUCGAUGCGUCUCUUACCAUUGCCAUCCGAAACGGCAAUGCCCAGAUUGUCGAGAAUCUGCUGAGAUAUGGCGCCAACGCCUCGCGAUUGACCGAGACGCAAACCGCCUUUCGUCAUGCUUGCUCCAACCAUGGAAUGUCCGGCAUCGUCAGCCUGGUGCUUCAGUCCGAUGGCCGGCCUCCUGCGGCUCUAAUAUCAGACGCCAUGAUCGAUGCCGCGAGGGCAGGCAACUUACAGACCGUCCUCUAUCUCAGCCGCUCCACGGCUGAUGGAAACCAUCGGCAUGCCGAGGCCCUGAGGCAAGCAGUUGAACUGGGUCGGAAGGACAUUGCAGUGGCCAUCAUCAUGGGGAACCUGCCACCACAGCGGCCUGGCCUGGACAGCGCCUUUCAAGCUGCCUUUGAGCACUCGUCGAUGAACCCAGCCUCCAAACUGGAGCUAGCAGAGCUCUUGCUGUGUGCCGGCGCCGGAGGGGACUUCUUGUCCCAGGCCCUGGAGCUGUCAUGCGAAACCCAAUUCUACGACAUGGCCAACCUGCUGGCCGUGUACGGCGCUUCAAUAGAGUAUAACGACGCCUCGAUGCUGAAAGGUGCCAUUGCCCGCGGGCAGCUAGACCUGGUCAACUCACUUCUCCACGAGCGAACAGCUCUGAGCCCUCCUGCGGCGUCAAGUUGUGUCGCGGCCAUUCCAAAGCAGGCUGCCUUUGAAGUGCGCUACUCGUUGCUUACCCUUUUGCUGAAGAAGGGGGCCAACGGCGAGGCGCUACAUGAGGCUCUCAUCAAUGCUGUUGAGGCUGGAGAUGUAGAUUCCGUCGAGCUGCUUCUCAAAACCCACUUUCCAACGACGCAAUCCAAUGGACACAAGCCCGUCACCAGUGGGCGUCACGCCGUUGCGUCUGUCGAUUAUAAGAAUGGGAGAGCCAUCGGCGCCGCAGUCAUGCAGUCGAAUGUCGAGAUGACGAGGCAGCUCUUGGCGGCCCGACCUUCGGCUGAGACACUGACGGCCGUCUUUCCACUUACCAUGAGGUUGUCAGGCACAGACCGCUACCAAAUGGUGGAACAGUUUCUGAGACACAAGCUACCUGCAUCAACGUUGCAUGCUGCCCUUCAGGACGCCAUUGCUGAGGAUAUCUCUAAGAGAGAUGAAGCACUCGUUGGCCUGCUGCUACAGCGGGACGCGGACAUCAACUUCAACAAUGGCGCCGGCCUGGCUCCCCUCAUUGCACAGAAAGAUACCCGCCUUCUUAUGCCUUUAUUGAAGAAGGUAACGCCACAGACUGCGGCCGCGAGAACAUACGAUGCUAUGCGAGUCGACGAUCACAGGACGAGAUUCGGAAUCAUGACAUCCCUGCUCAUUGCGGGCGCCUCUGCCGGCGUGGUCGAAGUUGCCACGGCAUUAUCAGAAACCCUGACCGAGAAGCCUGUCGACAUGUCACUCCUUGCGCUGUUGCUGCAGAAAGGCCUUGCCGAUGUCAAUGCUCUGGACGGCGUAGUCAUCGAAAAAGCGGUGCUCAACCCCGACCCAAAGGUGCUGGAACUGGUCUUUAGUCUGGGAAAGCCCACAAGUCAGUCAGUAAGCAAAGCACUGCAAACCCUUGCUUCGACCACCCCGUCCGACGGGAAGACCUGGAAACUGCGAGUGUUGUUGCCGAGGUCCGAUCGCAAGGAGGACUUGGAUAGCUUUCUUGCUCAAGAAGUGCAGUUCCUUGCUCAAAACGUGGGAGGUCAAAAGCAGUUGCCGCUCGCUGCGCUCGAGUUGUUGCUGGAAUCCGGGGCCGAUCCAAAUGCAUACAAAGCCGCGGCCUUGUGCCACGCAGUCAUGGGAGGCAACAUUCGCAUCGUUGAUUUAUUAUUCGGACCGCAGUGCCGCUUGAACCAAGCUUCUCUGCGCCUCGCGCUCCCGCAUGCCCUGAGGCUGCAAGAUCCUAUGAACAGAUUGACGCUGACCAAGAGACUCGUGGAGGCUGGGAUCUCGCCGCAGGAGGUCAAUCAGGCGUUGAUCCAUGCGAUCAAGACGUACCCCGAGGAUUUCGGCCUCAUACGGACCCUGGCUGGCAAGGCUGAUGCUUCAGAUGGCGAAGCUCUGUCCCUCGCCGUAUCCAAGGAGUCUGUGGAUGUGACUGACAUUCUGCUGCAAGUCUCUAACCACUCGGUCAGUAGCCGUAGCUUGGCGCUGACUCGAGCGAUGGAAAUCAAGAACCGCCCAAGCAGAAAUACCCUAUGCCAACGGCUGUUGGCAUACGAGAUUUCGGCGACCGCGGCAUCAAACGCUCUUCUGGUUGCCGCUCGUGAGGGCGAUGUCAAGCUGGGCGACAUUCUCAUGUCUCAUGGCGCGAGCAUGUCGGAGAACAAUGGCCAAGCCGUCAUCGAAGCAUGCCGUGGAGGCUCCGUGGAAGUGCUCAGAGUUCUCUUGGGAACGGAUAUGCAAGUGCACAAUGCGACUCUCGAAGAGGGGUUCCAAGCAGCUACUGAGGUUCGCGACUUGAGCAAGCGCGCCAUGAUCUUUGAGCUGCUCCUGGGUAAGGGGUUCAGGGGGGAGCUUGUUGAUGCGCAGCUGGAGACGGCAGCAAGAUAUGGGAAAGAUGGCCAGGCGAUUCUGAGAGUCUUGCUUGUUGCCGGGGCAGACCCGAAUUAUACCAAUGGCGAAGCUGUUGUUGCCGCAACGAGAAGCGCCUUUGUCGAAAACCUGGAGCUCCUCCUCGGUCUUUGGGACGAAGGUGAUAGUCAGAAGAAAGUCUCAUCCCCUACACUAAUCCGGGCACUUAAGGCGUGCUGGAGCCUGAAUCGCGACACUCGAUAUCACAUAAUUGGCGAUCUUAUGAAGGCCGACUUGCCCGUGGCAGAAGAUUUACACAUUGCUCUGAAUGAUGCAGUAAACGAAGAAGAUCCCGAAGAGAGGCUGGUGAAGCUUCUGCUGGACUACGGAGCUUCACCCUCGGCAAACGGCUGCAAGACCUUGGUCGAUGCUGUACAAAAGUCUCUCUCCCCAGUGUUGGCUCUCCUGUUGGAUGUCGAGAUUCCGCAGCACGACAUUGACAUGGCGUUCAACAACUCAUUCAAGGCCGACAACUUUGAUGCUUGGUUUACACGGUCCGGGUUGGAAACGGCGCAGAUGCUAUUGACAAAGGGCGCAAAGGGCGACGCUCUUAGCGAAGCCCUCGUUCAAGUUAUGAAGAAUGCCAAUUACAACGCCGAGCUUGCUGAUGACUUUUUCGACGUCCUCACCUCUCAUGCUCCUAAUGUCAAUUAUCAGAAUGGCGAGCCGCUGCGGCUUGCGGCAUCGCAAGCAAAUGUCGAAUGGACGCACAGGCUCCUUGCGUGCCACCCAUCCACAGAGACGCUCACGUUUGCGUUUCACUGCAUAUUCGAUACUGCCCUAUCUCAGGACGAAGUGUUGGAGCUUUUCCAAAUGUUUGCAGAUCAUCACGAUGGAGACGUUCGGCUCGAUGUCAUGGCUACGCGUGCCGGCUCCAUGCCGGUGCUGGGGAGAGCUAUUUCGCAGUAUCCUCGCUCCUCAACCAUCUUGACGACGCUGUUGGAUGCCGGUUACUAUUAUGAUCAGUCCAUGCUAUACAAGCUUCACGAAGAAAUUGAAGAGGAGGAGGAGAUGACGCUGCUCACAUGGGCCAUUGCCCAGCCGCAAAAGAAAGUCAGCUCGAAUCUGAUUCAGAUCCUAGUAGAGCGUGGAGCCAAGGUCAACGUCGCCACCAAGCUGUCGGGAACGACUCCUCUAAUGCUAGCUGUUCGAGAACGUCGCCCAGACAUCGUCAAGUUGCUUCUACUAGAGGGGGCUGAUGUAGAUGCCAUGGACUUUUUGGGGAGAACUCCAAUGGCCAUGGUGUCCCAUCUGGGCGGCGAUGUCGCUAUCAAAAUAAUGUCUACUCUGCUUGCCGCAGAACCGUCCAAGGACGAUGGUUCAUUACACAACGCGGCUCGAGAUCUCAACCUUACAGCAGUCACGGUUCUCAUAGAGGCGGGCCACGAUCCAGACUUUCCGAGCCCGCUACACAAUGGCCGCAGCGCCCUCGGAGAGGUUUGCUUGCAUGGCGCAGACGGCGAGGAGAUGACGCCCGAGCGGGAACGCAAGAUGCAGAAAGUCAUGACAUUCCUGGUUGAGAAGGCCAAAUGCGAUCUCACCAUCAAGCUGGACGGCAAGUCCAUGCUGUACCUCUGCUUUGAGGCUGCAGAUCCAGUCUCGACGACACGCGCCUUCUUGAAGAGCGGCAUGUGGAGGUUUGUCAACAAGCCGUUCAACCAGUAUGCGGACGAAACGUUUGUGUAUUCGCCAACAAUGUAUGUCAACAAGAUUAUGACGUCGUCCGACGCCCGUGAUGAACUCCUCACCGUUCUUCGCGCCAACCGCGCCACGGACGUGUUCUACGCCAAGGAAGGCACUCAACCAGAGGGCGCCGUCGGAUUGCCGGAGGAUAUCGAAGUACGAGAGCGUCUCCGCAAAGCCCGCUCAGAGCGGCUUGCGGAAGAAUCCCAGGACUUUGCCGUUGCAUUGGCCAGGAAGAAGGAGCUGGCAUCCGUCGAGCAGCAGAUACAAUCGCAAAAGGCGGAAAUGGAGGAUGCUCGUCGCAGGAGGCUACAGUCAGAGGACCUCGCUACCGUCCGCUCCAAGGCGCAGUUGGAAGAGAGCCUCGCAAACGAUGCCUUUAGACGACGUCUCUCGGAACAGCGCGCCGUGACGGAAGCCACACUAGCGAGCUCCAGAGCCAUGGCGGCGUCUGAGCUCGAGGCCGAAGAGGCGAGGCAGCGCAAGGCGCUGGAGUGGGAGAACAAGCUCAACGCGGAGCGAGCGGGCAAUGCGCGCGCUCUGAUUGAGAUGCGCAUCGGCGAGAGGGAGGAGCUGGAGCGCAUCGACGUGGCGUCUGAGCAGCGGAUCCAGAGGAGGCUGGAGGCGCAGAGGCGGUUGGUGGAGAGCCAGGAGAAGCUGGCGAGGAGGUUGGGGGAUGGGCCUUUGUCGUCGGCGGAUGCGAGGAGGCAGAUUGGGUAUGUUACUGAGUUGAAUUAG
Messenger RNA from Trichoderma reesei QM6a, 5526 nucleotides. RefSeq lists its product as uncharacterized. Gene Ontology annotation, molecular function: protein binding. The record is from RefSeq and is a predicted model, not a curated record. Lineage: Eukaryota; Fungi; Ascomycota; Sordariomycetes; Hypocreales; Hypocreaceae. The transcript is spliced from 3 exons. Bases 1 to 5526 code for a protein of 1841 amino acids.